Panthera uncia (snow leopard) is the source of this 5248-nucleotide messenger RNA. It is a transcript of the gene L3MBTL4, whose product is annotated as L3MBTL histone methyl-lysine binding protein 4. The record is from RefSeq and is a predicted model, not a curated record. Gene Ontology annotation, molecular function: protein binding; zinc ion binding. Gene Ontology annotation, cellular component: nucleus. The transcript has 17 exons. The coding region runs from base 239 to 1693 and encodes 484 amino acids. Gene Ontology annotation, biological process: regulation of DNA-templated transcription. Lineage: Eukaryota; Metazoa; Chordata; Mammalia; Carnivora; Felidae.
CUCCCGCCGGGCACCUCGGGGCCAGCGGCGCCGCAGCCUGGGCCGGCCGAGCUUCGCCGCUCCGGCUCGCGCCCCGCCGGCCUGUCGCCGAGUCGGCGUUGCGGGCGGCCCGGCUCUGCUCGGGAUUGCUGUGCUACGCCUUGUAUGACAAAAGUCCUCUCACCAAGAAUACUUUUGCCUUGACACCUGUGGACGGUCAGACUGUAAAAACACUUUGCUAAGGAGUGCUAAAGUGGCAAUGAAACAGCCCAACAGAAAGAGGAAGCUUAGUAUGGAUUCCAAAGAGCAUUUGAAUCAGGAUGGAUGCUUGGAGCAAGCUGAGGAAGAAAAGAAGCCCAGGGAUGGUGCCACCCCAUUGAGUCACGUCCCCUCAGUGGCUGCACAGGAAGCUUGGUCUUGGGAGCAGUACUUGACAGAACAGAAGGCUAUAGCGGCACCCGUGGAACUGUUUUCCAAGGACCAAUCCUUUCCGGAGCACGAAAAUGGUUUUCAGGUUGGAAUGAGAUUAGAAGGCAUUGACCCCCGACAUCCAUCUGUAUUCUGUGUACUGUCUGUAGCUGAGGUGUGUGGUUACCGCCUAAGACUUCAUUUUGAUGGUUAUUUAAGCUGCUACGAUUUUUGGACCAAUGCUGGUUCCCCUGACAUUCAUCCAGUAGGGUGGUGUGAAAAGACCAAACAUGAAUUGCACAUCCCUAAGGGUUAUAGAAAAGAUAAAUUUGUUUGGAUGGAUUACUUGAAGGCCUGCAAAUUGCAAAAUGCUCCCAAGAAAUUAUUCAGAAACCGGAGUUCUAAUGGGCCAAUGCCUAAAGAAUUUCAGGUUGGAAUGAAGCUGGAGGCCGUCGACAGGAAGAACCCUUCCUUGGUGUGUGUGGCAACCAUAGCAGAUAUUGUUGAAGAUCGCUUACUAGUGCAUUUUGACAAUUGGGAUGAUAGUUACGAUUACUGGUGUGAUGUAAAUAGCCCUUAUGUCCAGCCAGUUGGUUGGUGUCAGGAGAAUGGAAGAACUCUGAUAGCACCCCAAGGUUAUCCUGAUCCAGAAAAUUUUUCCUGGACAGAAUAUCUGGAAGCUACUCAAACUAAUGCUGUUCCUGCCAAAGUUUUUAAAAUGCGGCCACCCCACGGUUUUCUGCCCAGCAUGAGGCUUGAAGCGGUGGACAGACGGAACCCCAGGCUAAUUCGCGUGGCUACAGUCAUCGAUGUGGAUGAGCAGCGGUUAAAGGUUCAUUUUGAUGGCUGGGACCACAAAUAUGACUACUGGAUGGAUGCAGACAGCCCUGACAUCCACCCAAUUGGAUGGUGUGACAUAACAGGGCAUCCCCUGGAAGUACCAUAUCGAGCAAAUGAUGUGAAAAUCCUUCCAGGUCAAGCUGUUUGUCCUACUCCAGGGUGCCGAGGAAUAGGCCAUAUCCGUGGUCCACGGUAUUCAGGACAUCACAGUGCUUUUGGCUGCCCGUAUUCCGACAUGAACUUGAAAAAGGAGGCAACUCUUCAUGACCGUCUGCGAGAACAGACACAGGCAAAUUUGGAAUCUGACUCUUCACAUUCAAGAUCAAAGAACCUCUGUAGUUUGAACUUCAACGGAAAACACGAGAAGGUGAACAGUCAGCCCAGACUUGUACAGCAGGCAAAGUGUUUGAAAAUCAAAGGAAAAGAAGAUAUUGACUUGGAUAAUCUCUUCAGAGCAUUAUUCUAGGCAUGGCGGAGACCACAGUGAACAAGAGCAAAGCUGGUCUCAGCUGUCAUGGAGCCCACCGUCUGGUGAGAGUGACUGACACCAAGCCGGGGAAGGUUACAGCUGAAGUAAGUGCCCGGAAAGAGCAGCAUGGGGUGCCAGAGGGUCAGAGAGGCUUCUCUGAGGGAGUGACACGGGGUCCACUUCUGAAGGGUACGGACACAUGGAGUGGACAUCAAGGGAAGCGCAGAGGCAGAGGGCAAGGGGAGAAAAGAAGGACAUUUGCUGAGUGUUUCCAUGAGCUGACAGUAUGAGUACCGUGUGUGUUAUUUAUUUCAAUGAUCUGAUAUGAUAGUCUUAAUCUGAUGUUGAGGGUACUGCUUUUCACCCUGUUUUACCCAGAGGAAACCAAGGUACAGGAAUUACGUCGUGUACCCUUGGUCCCGCUGUUAAAGAUGAUGGAGCCAGGGUUUGAACCCAGGUCUUACUGUAGAGCCUACACCCUGGGCCACCACCCCGUUCACCUCCUAACACGAGCAGACGCUUACAGGGGCUAGAGCGACGGUGAUGUGUGCAUCAGUCUGUUCGCCAAAAAGAUCAACAUGAAGACUCAGGCCGGCUCAGGGGUCAUUCAUUCAGCCCAUUGCUCCACACUAACACGCGUGAUGCUGUAAAGAUGGGUUUGUGAGAGGCUUCUGUGGGAAAGAUGUUGUCACUAAAUAGGCAAGCUCACGAGAGCACUGAGAGCCUGUCUGCAAGGAAGGGAAAGAAGCAGACGCGGUGCCUGCCAGCAGCCCCAGUCACACUGGCAAGACAUGUGAGGAGUACAGAGCUUCCCUGGGCCCGGUGAGUUGGACUCUGCAAUGGCAUUUGCAUGCCAUGAUUCCUCCUUCAGUCACCUCUCAGAUAACAGUGAGUUCAUCUGCCCAUAUUGUACAUAGCGUGUGGACAUCGUUGAGGUGUGCCCUCUGGACCGGGAGCUCGUAGGCCGGGAAUCUUUGCUUAUUUCUGUAUCUUCUGGGCCUGGCCUCACGCCAGUCCUGCAGUGAACACUCAGUACUGAAUGAAAUUUGUAGCGUUUCUGGAGCCAAGUCCCUUGCGCCUUUCUCUAUAGAGUAUUUAUUGCCUUAUUGAAUUUAUAUUUCAGCUAUGCAAGCAGUUGUUUUACUAAUACACAUAGAUUACAAAUGUCUUAAUUAUCUCAGCAUUGUAUGUAUAUGUUUUAAUGUUUGUUUGUUUAUUUAUUUAUUUAUUUUUGAGGGGGGAGGGCAGUGAAAGAGGGAGACACGAGGUUCCAAAGCAGGCUCCGCACUGACCGCAGACACCUCAACGUGGGGCUCGAACCCACAAACUGUGAGAUGAUGACCUGAGCCAAAUUGAGACAUUUAACCAACUGAACCACCCAGGCGCCCCUCAGUCUAAUACAUUUUAAAGAGCCAACACCGGCUGGAAAUCUGUGAGACAUCUCCCUCUACCACUUAAAAAUAGGAAGACAUAAGAAACAAGAGCAGGGUAAUAAUCACGUGUUCAAACACUGGACUUGUUCUUCCAGAUAUUCAAUUUGUUGUGGAGAGAAUAAGUUGACAGAACAUUCUGUUGGAAUUCUGUGAGUUGUAAAUGGAUUCUGCCUGGCCAUCUAGUGCGCACUGUAGUUUAGAGAUCUGUGGCAUUCAAUUUGCAUAGCCCAAUUUCAGGCCAUUGCGGUACAUUUUCCAGUUUGUUGACUUGUUCUUUCUCUAAAAACUAACAAUGUCAGAAUUCUUUAUGCCCAUUAGCCUACUUACUCACUGAAUCUUGAAACAGAAAAUUCUUCACCAUUGGCAAAGUAAGAGCCAGCUAUUUGCAAAACUUAAAUCGAGACUCUCUCUGUUACCACAGACGGUUAGAUGGGAAAAAAUACAUAUGAAUUUUGUAACUCACUGCCCUUUCAGCUGCAAACAAGGAUAUUUGACCUUUUUUUGCCAUUUGCUUAAAUGUCUGGAAACUGAUAUUUAUUAUACCACAAGAGGCAUAUAAAGUACAGUAAGCCCUGUUGUUCACUGUGACUAGUAUCUGGCAGGGAGCAGGCACUGAUUCAUAUUUAUUGUAAUCCAGCAUAUUGGUUAAUACAAUAUAUUGAUCCAAUAUAUGUCAACUGCCAUCUUCUGAAAACUGCAAUUAAUUUCAUAUUGAAAAUACGUUGAACAUAUUUUAUUGCUUUAUGAUUCAAAAAGUACUCCACAGAUUUCCUAAACUUCUGAGCCAUUGUUUUAACAUCACUUGAAGUUGUAUUGAUUGAUGCAAUGGUGCCAGUUGACAGAAAUUUCCGAUCGAUAAUAUGCUUUCAGCACCCAUCUGUAUGUGUAAUUUUCAAAUUAAAGAAAAAAAUGCUUAUGAAAUUGAGUUAAAAGCAGUAUUUUAGUCAUUACCAAGGGUUUUCUCUAAGUUCUUAGUAAGUCUUUGGAACUACCUCCAAUUGCUUUGCAAAGAACUCCAAAAGAGACAUUUUAUAAUUGAGCAAUGCGAUAACAGAGAACCGGCGAGGGAAGCCCGUCAGUAAUCAAGCACAGAGCUCAGUGGCCAAAAAUGUGCCAUGAGUGCUUAAUGAGACAGAAUAGCUAACUGAUUAGAAAUGUUGCAAGACCCCGCUGGUGCCGGCAUGGCCGCUCCCAUGGCCAUAACUGCUACUUUCAGUCGUCCCUGCUGUUGAUGCGCAUCCUGCAAAGCCAGGAAUUUUUAAUGCAAUAUACUGAAAGCCAGUGCUGGCAAAUAGGGCAUUUAUGAUGCCAGGGUCCGUUGACAGAGCACGGUACCCCUCAAGAUACCUUUCAUCAGCACGGGUACUGCGUGCUUAAGACUCCCAACAAAACGCAGGGGAGCUGGUGGCAUCCCAGGGCAAAGGUCAGAGUCUCCAUCAAAGUUACAGAGUAAAUUCCAUCCACUUAGGAAAUUUUCAAGAAAUGGCCAAAUUCAUCCACCGAAUCUGCCCUACCAAGGAAAUGCAACAGGAUUUCUACCCAGUUCUUGAAUGAAUGAAGAUACAGAUGCGGACUGUGAUGGGCUUACUGGCAUCUCAUUGCACCAGGGCCCGCAGGGUUUUAAUGAGAAUGCUUCCACCCGGGCAGCCAAACUAGAUGGGCACUGCAUAUUCUUGACUUGUUUGGGGAUUGAAGAUGCAGUGAGAAUAAGUGCAGGAGGAGCCCGCAGAGGACCUCUGUGCGGUGUGGGAGGCUGAGAAAGAGCCCCAGGAUCCACACUGAGGGCUCUCACAGCCGAACCCUGACCCUCCAAGCGGCUGCUACCAUUACCUUUCGCGUGUGCUUCCCCCAGACACAUGGAGCAGGAAGGAAAACUAAUUUCAGAGCAAUAGAAGGAGACCAAAUAGGUUACCAACUUGUUGAUGUCACCCGUUCAUUAUUCUUUGAUAUACAGCAUCUUCAGAAAACUGCUAAGGAUGUAAGAGCAAAUCAGUACAUGUUCCGCAGCAAAAUUUGCUUAAAAAAUUUUUUUUCCCAUUAUGAGCAGAUCACCUGCUGGGAAAAAAAAAAAUCUUCUAUUUUCCCUCCUUCUCUCCAGAACUCAUUUCAGACCCAUGUU